AUGAUCCCGCGCCGCAGUUACGAUGCUAGUAGCGCCUCGCCAGCUUUCCAAGCAGCGCGCUGUGUCACCUGUUUACGCCAAUUCCGCCGCCGCCUCUCCAUCGGUAGCGCGACCCGCACGCUCGUCGUCAUGUCGCGCCGGGGCUUUCCGCCAGUUGCGCCGCCAGCGGCGGUUCUCGUUGUUCUUCUCCUCGUCGCAGCGGCAGCUGGCGGCGCGCGCGGAUUGCGCGGGAACGCGGUGCAACCCCGCAAGCUGGCCGUUGGCGGAAGCGGCGGAGACUCUCCGCGGAGGAGAGCGGCGGAGCUAGUGAAAGAAUCCGCCCAUGCUUCCGCAAUGACGGAGGCGCAUGUUCCGCCGCUGCAGCUGAUUCUGGCGGAAGAAGGCCGCGCGGAGGGCGCAGUGUGCUUGGACGGGUCGGCCCCAGGGUUCUACUAUCGGAAGGGCUACGGCUCGGGACAGAACAACUGGGUGCUGUUCUUCGAGGUCUGUUCAUUCAUUCUUCCCCUCACUUUGUUUACCUUCCAUUCCCCCUCCUAUCCCUUUUCCCUCCCCCUUCCUCCUCCCCCUUUCCCCUCCCCCUUUCCGCGCCCGCCAUUGCAGGGCGGCGCGUGGUGCGCGUCCCCGCACGCCUGCGAGUACAGGGCGCGCAUGCACCUGGAGUCCGCAAAGCAUGCGCGCUCACACCCCCUUCCCCCUCCCCCCUCCCCUUUCUCCCCCAAAUGCCAGGGCGGCGCGUGGUGCGCGUCCCCCCAUGCCUGCGCGUACAGGGCGCGCAUGCACCUGGGGUCGACGAAGCACGCGCGCUCAAUAGGGGAGAUGCUGGAUAAGCAGAACGGCAGCAUGCAGGGCAUGCUCAGUGGCAGCAAGACCGUCAACCCUGACUCAAUUUCCCCUGUAAAUUUGAACUUUAUCCCUUCUGUCCCUAUCCGUUCCCCCCUUUCCUUCCCCUCCCCCCAGGGCAUUCCGCUGUACAUGCGCGGAAGGAAAGUGGCGGACGCGCUGGUUAAGCACCUCAUGGAGAAGAAGGGGCUUGACCACGCUGAGAAGGUGAGAAGAGGGGAGGUGGUGUUGUGGAGUUCAGCGGGGAGACUGGCACUGCUGCUUUUGGGAAAAGAACCUUGGGUUUGGUACAAAGUAGUGCCAGUGCCUUCGCAGGUUUGGUACAAAGUAGUGCCAGUGAUUCUCUUCCACCCUUCAUCAACCGCGCAGGUGGUUGUGACCGGGAGUUCGGCGGGAGGCGUGGCGGCGCUGCUGCACUGCGAUCGAGUGAGGGACACUCUCACAGCCGCCUCUCCUUCCAUGCACGUCCGCUGCCUUGCUGACGCUUCCAUGUUCCUUGACGUGUAA
Molecule: messenger RNA, 1347 nt
Organism: Closterium sp. Yama58-4
Lineage: Eukaryota; Viridiplantae; Streptophyta; Zygnematophyceae; Desmidiales; Closteriaceae
Source: the annotation of a GenBank genome assembly